Messenger RNA from Apodemus sylvaticus (European woodmouse), 570 nucleotides. RefSeq names its product dual specificity phosphatase 21 (gene Dusp21). Gene Ontology annotation, molecular function: MAP kinase tyrosine/serine/threonine phosphatase activity. The transcript has a single exon. NCBI's taxonomy places the organism in Eukaryota, Metazoa, Chordata, Mammalia, Rodentia, Muridae. Gene Ontology annotation, biological process: protein dephosphorylation. The record is from RefSeq and is a predicted model, not a curated record. The coding region runs from base 1 to 570 and encodes 189 amino acids.
AUGACAACAGCAUCUUGUAUCCUUCCGUCUCAAGCUAUUCAACAGGAUAACAUCUACGGUCUCUCUCAAAUAACUAAUAGUCUUUUUAUUAGUAACUCGGCGGUAGCUAACGACAAGCUCACCUUGUCCAACAACCACAUCACCACGGUCAUCAAUGCCUCCGUAGAAGUUGUGAACACGUUCUUUGAUGAUAUUCAAUACGUGCAAGUGCCGGUGAGCGAUGCUCCAAAUUCUUACCUCUACGACUUUUUUGAUCCCAUAGCUGAUCACAUCCAUGGCGUGGAAAUGAGGAAUGGCCGUACACUGUUGCACUGUGCCGCAGGAGUGAGCCGCUCAGCCGCCCUCUGCCUUGCCUAUCUCAUGAAAUACCACACCAUGACCCUGCUGGAUGCGCACACAUGGACCAAGUCCUGCCGCCCCAUUAUCCGUCCCAACAAUGGCUUUUGGGAACAACUGAUUCAUUACGAGUUCAAGCUGUUUAGUAGGAAUACGGUUCACAUGAUCUACUCUCCUGUGGGUCUGAUUCCUAACAUCUAUGAAAAGGAGGCUUAUUUAAUGGAGCUAAUGUAA